Messenger RNA from Puma concolor (puma), 1737 nucleotides. It is a transcript of the gene NOX4, whose product is annotated as NADPH oxidase 4. Gene Ontology annotation, biological process: superoxide anion generation; defense response. Gene Ontology annotation, cellular component: plasma membrane; NADPH oxidase complex. Lineage: Eukaryota; Metazoa; Chordata; Mammalia; Carnivora; Felidae. The record is from RefSeq and is a predicted model, not a curated record. Gene Ontology annotation, molecular function: superoxide-generating NAD(P)H oxidase activity.
AUGGCUGUGUCCUGGAGGAGCUGGCUGGCCAACGAAGGGGUUAAACACCUCUGCCUGUUUGUCUGGCUCUCCCUGAAUGUUUUGCUUUUCUGGAAAACCUUCCUGCUGUAUAACCAAGGGCCAGAGUAUCACUACCUCCACCAGAUGUUAGGGCUAGGAUUGUGUCUAAGCAGAGCCUCCGCAUCUGUUCUUAACCUCAACUGCAGCCUUAUCCUUCUACCCAUGUGCCGGACACUCCUGGCCUACCUUCGAGGAUCCCAGAAGGUUCCAAGCAGGAGAACCAGAAGACUGUUGGAUAAAAGCAGAACAUUCCAUAUAACCUGUGGUGUUACUAUCUGCAUUUUUUCAGGUGUGCACGUGGCUGCCCAUCUGGUGAACGCCCUCAAUUUCUCAGUGAACUACAGUGAAGAUUUCGUGGAACUGAAUGCUGCAAGAUACCGAGAUGAGGAUCCUAGAAAACUUCUCUUCACAACUGUUCCUGGCCUGACAGGGGUCUGCAUGGUGCUGGUGCUCUUCCUGAUGAUUACAGCUUCUACAUACGCAAUACGAGUUUCUAAUUAUGACAUCUUCUGGUAUACUCAUAAUCUCUUCUUUGUCUUCUACAUGCUGCUGAUGUUGCAUGUUUCAGGAGGGCUGCUGAAGUAUCAAACUAAUUUAGAUACCCACCCUCCUGGCUGCAUCAAUCUUAAUGGAACCCACUACCAGAAUAUUCAUUUACAAGAUUAUCUCUCAGAACAUUUUCGUGAAUCUUUUCCUGAAGGAUUUGCAAAGCCAGAUGAACUUACCCAAAAGAGAUUUGUGAAGAUUUGUAUGGAAGAGCCCAGGUUCCAAGCUAAUUUUCCACAGACUUGGCUUUGGAUUUCUGGACCUUUGUGCCUGUAUUGUGCUGAAAGACUUUACAGGUGUAUCCGGAGCAAUAAGCCAGUCACCAUCAUCUCGGUCAUACGUCAUCCCUCAGAUGUCAUGGAAAUCCGAAUGGUCAAAGAAAAUUUUAAAGCGAGACCUGGCCAGUAUAUCAUUCUACAUUGUCCCAGUGUGUCUGCGUUAGAAAACCAUCCAUUUACCCUCACAAUGUGUCCUACUAAAACCAAAGCAACAUUUGGUGUCCACCUCAAAAUAGUAGGAGACUGGACAGAACGAUUUCGAGACUUACUACUUCCUCCAUCUAGUCAAGACUCUGAGAUUCUACCCUUCAUUCAAUCUAGAAAUUAUCCCAAGCUGUACAUUGAUGGUCCAUUUGGAAGUCCAUUUGAGGAAUCCUUGAACUACGAGGUUAGCCUCUGUGUGGCCGGAGGCAUUGGAGUAACUCCAUUUGCAUCAAUACUCAACACCCUGCUGGAUGACUGGGAACCGUACAAGCUCAGAAGACUAUAUUUUAUUUGGGUGUGCAGAGACAUCCAGUCCUUCCGUUGGUUUGCAGACUUACUCUGUGUGUUACAUAACAAGUUUUGGCAAGAGAACAGACCUGACUAUGUCAACAUCCAGCUGUACCUCAGUCAAACAGAUGGGAUACAGAAGAUAAUUGGAGAAAAAUACCAAGCACUGAAUUCAAGACUUUUUAUUGGACGUCCUCGGUGGAAACUUCUGUUUGAUGAAAUAGCAAAAUGUAACAGAGGGAAAACAGUUGGUGUUUUCUGCUGUGGACCCAGUUCAAUUUCUAAGACCCUUCAUAAACUGAGUAACCGAAACAAUUCAUAUGGGACAAGAUUUGAAUACAAUAAAGAAUCUUUCAGCUGA